AUGGAGCCUGUACCCCAGCUCAGAACACACCCUAUAGGACCCAGGACACGCCUGUGGUACACCUGGAUACAUCCGAGCAGGUGGCACCGCGAGAAGCAGGCUGCGGACGUGGCAGUUGCGGGGAGGGAGAUAGGGGGGAGGGGAACAGGUGCGCCGGCCACGCCCCCGGACGCCACGCCCCCGGACGCCACGCCCCCGGACGCCACGCCCCCGGACGCCACGCCCCCGGACGCCACGCCCCCGGACGCCACGCCCCCGGACGCCACGCCCCCGGACGCCACGCCCCCGGACGCCACGCCCCCGGACGCCACGCCCCCUAACGCCACGCCCCCUAACGCCACGCCCCCUAACGCCACGCCCCCUAACGCCAGGCCACGCCCCGGCCACGUCCCCAGCGACCACACCACGCCCCCUGGGAGGGCGGGGCUGCUUCCGGGUGGGGGCGGCCGUUGA
Dipodomys spectabilis (banner-tailed kangaroo rat) is the source of this 453-nucleotide messenger RNA. RefSeq names its product classical arabinogalactan protein 4-like. The transcript has a single exon. Bases 1 to 453 code for a protein of 150 amino acids. Lineage: Eukaryota; Metazoa; Chordata; Mammalia; Rodentia; Heteromyidae. The record is from RefSeq and is a predicted model, not a curated record.